AUGCAAAGGACAUCGAGUCGUUUGGCAGUUGCGAAACAGCGCCUGGUGGAUCUGCUGAUUCGUCGUGCGCAGCAUGCAGCUUCUGCGCUGCUGGGCAUCGAUAUUCCACGCUUCUGCUAUCACGACCGGCUUUCCAUUGCGGGCAAUUGCCGCAUGUGUCUUGUGGAAGUGGAGAAGCAGUGGAAGCCAGUUGCAUCAUGUGCAAUGCCGGCCACCAAGGGGAUGCGAGUGCAGACGAACUCACCGAUGGCCAAGAAAGCUCGCGAAGGAGUGAUGGAGUUCCUGCUUUUCAAUCAUCCGCUCGACUGCCCAAUUUGUGAUCAGGGAGGCGAGUGUGACUUGCAAGAUCAGUCGAUGGGAUUUGGCUCAGAUAGAAGUCGUUUACGAAUAACCUACGAUGGAAAAAGAGCGGUGGAGAACAAAUACAUUGGGCCGUUGGUGAAAACAGUGAUGACACGAUGCAUCCAGUGCACGCGCUGUGUCCGAUUUUCCAAUGAAAUUGCUGGUGUGCCAGAUUUCGGUACCACUGGUCGAGGAACUGACAUGGAGAUUGGAACAUAUGUUGAGAAGCUGUUCGCAACGGAGUUGUCUGGUAAUGUCAUUGAUAUCUGUCCAGUUGGCGCGCUUCUCAGCAAACCGUACAGCUUCACAGCCAGGCCGUGGGAAUUGCGAAAAGUGGAAAGUGUUGACGUGAUGGACGCACUUGGCUCAAACAUCGUGAUUGCACAUCGGACAGGUGAUUUGCUGCGAAUUACACCACGGCUAUGUGAGGAUAUCAAUGAAGAAUGGAUUAGCGAUAAGACACGCUUUGUGGUUGAUGGUUUAAAGCGACAGAGAUUGGGACAGCCAAUGUUGCGAACUCAGGCCGGAUCUCUGGAGCCGUGCACUUGGGAAGAAGCAUUGUUUGCUGUUGCUUCGAAAUUACGCUCCACCUCUCCGGAUCAGAUGGCAGCAAUAGCCGGGGAUCUGUGUGAUACAGAAUCACUGGUAGCACUGAAAGAUUUGAUGAAUCGGUUUGAUAGCGAAUUGGUUUGCACAGAGGAAUCGUUUCCAGACGUAAGUGGUGGCGGAGAUCUACGAUGCAAUUAUGUUAUGGGUGACAAACUGAUUGGAGUGGAAAAGGCGGAUGUGCUGUUGCUGAUCGGUACAAAUCCACGCUUUGAAGCUGCAGUUUUCAAUGCUCGUAUCAGAAAGAGUUUCCUACACACAGAUAUUGAGAUCGGUGUAAUUGGUGCAGAAGUGGACAUGAAGUAUGAUUAUGAGUAUCUUGGUGACAACAGCACUGUUCUGGACGGUGUGAUCGACGGCAAAAGUGAAUUUGCGAAGGUGAAUGCGAGUGCAAGGUUCAUUAGUAAUGUUUUUAGCGAGCCGAUCAUUGCGGAACGACCUCGUUUGCAUGCAGCAAAACGACCGAUGAUUAUUGUGGGUUCAGGUGCUUUACAAGGACGGCACUCCGCUGCACUGCUUGGCAAAAUCCAAACACUCGCAGAGAAAUUACGAAGCAAAACUGGCAAAACUGUAAAAGUUAUGAAUGUUUUGCAACGAUGUGCUUCGCAAGUGGGUGCUUUG
Molecule: messenger RNA, 1569 nt
Organism: Gongylonema pulchrum
Lineage: Eukaryota; Metazoa; Nematoda; Chromadorea; Rhabditida; Gongylonematidae
Source: the annotation of a GenBank genome assembly